Messenger RNA from Vanessa tameamea, 1029 nucleotides. RefSeq names its product gastrula zinc finger protein XlCGF49.1-like. The coding region runs from base 21 to 785 and encodes 254 amino acids. Lineage: Eukaryota; Metazoa; Arthropoda; Insecta; Lepidoptera; Nymphalidae. Gene Ontology annotation, molecular function: DNA-binding transcription factor activity, RNA polymerase II-specific; RNA polymerase II transcription regulatory region sequence-specific DNA binding. Gene Ontology annotation, biological process: regulation of transcription by RNA polymerase II. The transcript has 2 exons. The record is from RefSeq and is a predicted model, not a curated record.
ACUUAGUAAUAAAUAACAAAAUGGAAGAUAAAACGAGUGACGCGCCAAUAUUCAUAGAAGUGGCUGAGAAUUUGAACAGCAAUGAUGUUGAAUACACAACGGUUGCAUCAAAACGUAUACAGUGUCCGGAGUGUAACCGAUACACGGCCGAAAAUGAGGAACAGUUAAUUCGUCAUAUAAGAAAAAUACACAGAGGAGAAAAUCCGUUCCAAUGCGCGAUGUGCGACUACAGCACAUGCAAUAAGGUACUGUUUGAAGAGCACGUGCGAAUACACCAGGGCAUAAAGCCGUACAAGUGCUCCUUCUGCCCCCACACGAACGUCUCGAAGAAGAAUUUGAAGAAGCACGAACUAAUCCAUCGGCCGGAUAAUCCACUGAAGUGUCCGAAUUGUCCCUACAUCGCGAAACACAGACGGGGCUUAGCGUGUCACAAGAGGAAAUGUCACGUGACGGAUAAAAACGUAACGAAAUGCGUGACCUGCGAUAAAACGUUCGACGAUAAAGAAGCGUUGGGCGUGCACAAGAAGGCACAGAAAAAGUGCGGCGAGUGCAACCACAAGACGUGCACGAAAAAUCUGUUGACAGUUCACAAGAUAAUGGAGCACGGGAAACCGGACAGGAGAUAUAAAAAGGCAAAGAGUGACACGUUUAAAUGCGCCCUCUGUGAUUGGUCGUCGAACAGCAAGCCCAGGAUCCUCUUGCACCUCAUACACCACCCGAACCAAUCGGUUAACGAGAAGGUCAUAGAUAUAUCCAUAUUAAGGACUCACGGUAUCAUGUCGUGAUAAGGGAUAAUCCGCACUAUUAUUUAGAUGUACAAUGUGUCUGUGACGUCACGUAUUAAAUGAUACCCCCUAAUAUGGCGUUUUAAGACUAAAUUUAACAUUAACUUAACAGGACAUUUUUUAUCAUUUAAUUAUUUUACAACAACGUUAUCGGAGAUAUUGUUACUUAAAUACUAAAGGGUCAAUAUCGGCCUAAAUAUGUCAAACGUUGCCGUUCCGAACUAUUCAUUCGAAAAUUAUUAAC